Heterostelium album PN500 is the source of this 309-nucleotide messenger RNA. RefSeq lists its product as uncharacterized. NCBI's taxonomy places the organism in Eukaryota, Evosea, Eumycetozoa, Acytosteliales, Acytosteliaceae. The transcript has a single exon. The coding region runs from base 1 to 309 and encodes 102 amino acids. The record is from RefSeq and is a predicted model, not a curated record.
AUGGUAAUCGCACCUUUCUCUGGAAGCAUUGAAAUAUUGACUCACUUUGUCAAAAAAUAUCAUCAAUCUUUCAUUAACUCCAAGAAUAGAGAAAGUCAAUAUACAGUAUUUGAUACAGCUGCAUAUAUGGGUAGAGUCGAUAUGUUAGACUAUCUAUGGAAGUGGAAGUUUGUACUAUUUAAUGCUGAUGGUAGUUUUGGUAAGAUAUUGGAUGAUUGUGUAGAUGAAAUGGUUGUUGUUGGUGAUGUUGUAGAUGGGGAGGGAUUAGAGGUUGGUGAUGCUGAUAAAAAGAUAUUAGACAUACGAUAA